Penicillium angulare is the source of this 1269-nucleotide messenger RNA. RefSeq names its product ketopantoate reductase family protein. Bases 1 to 1269 code for a protein of 422 amino acids. NCBI's taxonomy places the organism in Eukaryota, Fungi, Ascomycota, Eurotiomycetes, Eurotiales, Aspergillaceae. The transcript has a single exon. Gene Ontology annotation, biological process: pantothenate biosynthetic process. The record is from RefSeq and is a predicted model, not a curated record. Gene Ontology annotation, molecular function: 2-dehydropantoate 2-reductase activity; NADP binding. Gene Ontology annotation, cellular component: cytoplasm; mitochondrion.
AUGCCAGAAGCGAAGGAAUCCCCCGAUGCGAAAAGUCCUUCGUUGUCAGGACGGGUACACGUUCUAGGACUAGGAAACAUAGGAAGCUUUGUUGCACAUGCUCUCGCCUCCAGAAGUUCCCCGCCGCCCAUCACGCUACUCAUGCACCACGGUGGGAUGUAUCGGUCUUUUUGCCGUAAGAAAAAGAGCAUUGCCAUCAAUCAUAAGGGACUGGACGACUCCAGGUCUGGAUUCGACGUCCAGGUCUUUUCCAAUGAUGUUUGGCGAUCUGAGCCCUUCGAGGAGAUUAACAACGACACCGACACCGACACCAUGGCCACAUAUACAUCCAGUGAGACUGAAGAGCUUGGUGCACAAAGCAAUGCAAACGACGAGCAUAUCGAAUGUUUGAUCAUCGCCUGUAAGACGGGUAUGACUCAGAGAGCCAUAUCGAAAGUUCGCCAUCGCUUAACUGCAGACUCGACUAUUGUUCUGUUGCAAAAUGGCAUGGGGGUCGUUGACAGACUUAAUGAGACCGUAUUUUCGGACCCAAAGCAUCGCCCCAAUUAUGUACAGGGCGUGAUCAGUCAUGGCCUUUCCAUGCUAGACAAAUUUCAAGUUGCCCAUCGGGGGGUUGGAAGCAUAAUACUUGCUCCAGUAGUCACGAACCAGACCCCAACUAUUGCGGCCAAUGAGGAUACCCAUUGGGCCCCAACCACAAAGUAUAUCCUGCGCCUCUUGACUCUCACUCCAUCUUUGAUUGCUACCACAGACACGCCCGCUGGUUUGCUGCAAUAUCAGCUUGAGAAGCUUGCGGUGAACUGCCUUAUAAACCCGCUAACUGCACUUUACGACUGUACAAAUGGCGAGUUACUCUAUAUUUUCAAAGUUACACGUACCAUGCGAUUGCUUCUUUUUGAGAUCUCCAGUGUGAUCUAUGCUCUCCCUGAGCUUCAAGGCGUCCCGGGAAUUGAGGAUCGAUUUGCACCGGAACGUCUGCUCCGAUUGACCAUGAAUGUUGCCAAGAAUACCUCGGAGAACACUAGCUCAAUGCUUCAUGAUGUGAAAAGCGGCGGUGUUACCGAAAUUGAUCAUAUGAAUGGCUGGGUCGUGCGCCGGGGUGAAGGGCUGGGGAUUAAGUGCACACUGAACUACAUGAUCUGCCAAAUGGUACUCAGCAAGACGAAAAUAAGACACCGAAGAGAUAAUAGUUCCAUCCCGUUUGACCAGGACGACAUUCACCUGGCUGAAGAUUUCGCCGAUCAAAUUACAGCCAAGAAAGAAUCAUGA